Messenger RNA from Phytomonas sp. EM1, 1050 nucleotides. NCBI's taxonomy places the organism in Eukaryota, Euglenozoa, Kinetoplastea, Trypanosomatida, Trypanosomatidae. The record is from the annotation of a GenBank genome assembly.
AUGGCACAAAGAGCAUCGAUAAAGAUCUCAAAGGAUCUAAUUCCAGUGAAGCACGUCUCGAGGGCGAUCAAAAACUCUGACUGCCGCACUCCGAUCAUUUUCAUCAUGGAAGAUGAGGAUCCCUUCGUUUCGGUUUACGCGAUGGCCACCCAGCAGGACUCCGCGGUUUGGGUGUUCGACCUCGCGCAGAACAAAAGCAAGCAAAACAUCAUGGAUUACAUAGAUGUCAGCGUCAAUAAUGGAGACUGGGUUUACCUGCAGAACUGCAAUACCGUCGAUGAGACUUUUUUCCGUGAAGUGACGCGGUUUAUCUACCAUCUAAAACCAGAGCCGAAGCGCUUCCCCCGCAGGGAGUUAUUCCGCUGCUUUUUCUGCGUCCAAAAGGCGUUCGAUCCGAAUGGGCCUUCCGUUAAGCCGUUUCCGCUGCUGCUGCUGCAAAUUUCGAUCAUCGCACGGAAGGUCUCGGGCGUCCCGAAAUGGACGCGUAUACUCCCUGCAAACGUGAACAUGUUCUCCGAGAUUCAGCGCAAGCGACAGAUCCGCCGCAAUCAAGGUCGCGAUAGCGAUAGCGAAAGCGACAUCGACGUCGAGUACCCAAUCUCCGGGAAGAUCUUCUACCGCUCUACUGAACUGGAUAACGACUACGUCAGCUCACCGCUAUUUACCGAGAAGCAAAUCAUGGAGAAGGCAAUUCGUGAGGAGGAUCUGGCGACGAUACGAGAGCAGGUGACUUCGUUGAAGGUGGACUUGGAAAGCGAGUUGUGCGAGGGUAUGACACCUCUGCAGCUGGCCUGCGUAUUGGAGCGUACGGAAUCCGUAAAGACGCUUUUAGAAUUAAAUGCGGAUCCAAAUCGACCCCGUUUGACUGAUGGUCGUCCACCUCUUUUUAUGUGCAUCGAUGACGUCAAGCUGGCGGAGGCACUCGUCGAUGCGGGGGCGGAUUUAUUCGCAAAAUUUGAGGGUUUUCGCGCGGAUUCGCAUCCGGAUACCGCGCCGGACGUUGCAGCGUACUUACGGAAGGAACGAACGCAAGUGUGGAGCAAAAAGUAA